AUGAGAACCUCCAAAGCACUUUUCCCCCUCGCCCUCUGGCCGUCCACCCACGCCACCACCCCCCAAUCAUCGAAGCCCACCAGCGAAGUCCCCGACUGGCUCAAGAACUACGACUUCGACCCACCCCUCACAUGCCGCUCCUCUCCCGCGGGUCCGCUAAACCCCAGCAACGAAGCGCUAACAUGCCCGCCCCUCGUCGACGACGAGACGGCGCUUGCGAAGCGCUCGUGGCGCCCGUGGACGUACCCGCCGGUGUGCGUGGAGCCGGAGGAGGAGGCGACGCAAGACGCGCAGCGGCUCUGCGUGUUCACGCACGCCAGGUUCCGCGGCGAGGCGGGGCUGAGCGUAGUCACGACGCCGGAGACGGCGGCGGCUGGGGUCGGGGUCGGGGUUCUCGAGGACCGGGACCCGGUGUGGGAGGGCUGGGCGCGGGACCACCACCACCACAACCACCACCAGCAUCCACUCGUCGUCGCCACCCCCCCGCCGCCGCCGCCGUACGAGAUCCGGGAGCUCGAGGGCAAGGGGCUGGGGGUGGUCGCGAACCGCACGAUUAGAAUGGGAGAGGUUGUGCUGCGCCAGCACCCGGUGCUCCUGCGGAUCCUGGACCCGCGGCGCUGGAAGCACGCGGACGUGAUGAGGCUGCUGCACCGCGCGGUGGUGCAGCUGCCGCUGCGGGAGGGCAGGCAGGUGAUGGAGCUGGCGCGCGCGAAAGGGGGGUAUGUGGUUGAUGAUAUCGUGAACACGAAUGCGUUUGGCGUGCUGCUCGACGGGAUCGAGCAUUCGGGGUUGUAUCUUGAGGUUUCGAGGAUAAAUCACGCCUGCAGGCCGAACAUGUUUAGUCGGUUCUCGUCCACGACGUUGGGGAUGGAGGUAGUGGCGUAUAGAGAUAUUGAGCCAGGCGAAGAACUCACAUUCAGCUACACGCCAUUGAACCUCCUCUCCGAACAGCGACAGUCACUAAUCCGCGAAUGGGGCUUCAACUGUACCUGCCCUCUCUGCAGUUCCCCCCAGGACAGCGCUAUUUCCGACCGCCGCCGGGGCAAGAUCCAGGAUCUGCUCGGGGAGCUGGACCGUCCCGAGGUGCGGAACCAUGAGGGGGUGAAGAAGAGGGUCGAUGAGAUAUUGGACCUGUGCGAGAAGGAGCAGCUGGCGGCGCAGGUGGGCGAUUUCCACACGAUUGUCGCGGAGGUCUAUGCCGAGAUGGGUGAUUUGGGGCUGGCGAGGACGCAUGCGGAGGUGGCGAGGAGGGAGUUGAUGUAUUUUGCGGGCUAUGACCACGAACGGACGAGGAACAUUGAUUCGUUUUUGGAGAGUUUGGAGGAGGGGAAGUGA
Hypoxylon fragiforme is the source of this 1335-nucleotide messenger RNA. Its product is annotated as SET domain-containing protein. The coding region runs from base 1 to 1335 and encodes 444 amino acids. Gene Ontology annotation, molecular function: protein binding. Lineage: Eukaryota; Fungi; Ascomycota; Sordariomycetes; Xylariales; Hypoxylaceae. The transcript has 4 exons. The record is from RefSeq and is a predicted model, not a curated record.